Messenger RNA from Cuscuta campestris, 1614 nucleotides. NCBI's taxonomy places the organism in Eukaryota, Viridiplantae, Streptophyta, Magnoliopsida, Solanales, Convolvulaceae. The record is from the annotation of a GenBank genome assembly.
GCGCUGCCGCAGAACAGAUUCCAAAAAACACAAAAUGUGCCGCCACUGUUCACUCCCACAUUCUCUCCUCCUCCUCCUCCUCCUCCUCCCCCCAAUCUUCUUCUCAUCCCCUUCAGCCUCUUCCCCGGCCGCCACCAAUCACCGUCCUCACCCACCAAACACGACGGAUGGCGGCGGCGAUCCCCGUCGUCACGAGCUCCAGCUCCUGUUCAAUAUCAUGGACUCCCUCUCCUCCGACUCCAACUGGAGAAUCUCCCACCCCAACCCCUGUUCUUCCCCCCCUUCCUCUUCUUGGACCGGGAUCGAAUGCAAGUCCGGCCACGUCACCCGACUUGACUUCGGAACCCGCCCGAACCCGACUUGCAAAACCGCAGCCACUUUCCCUCCCGAGAUCUUCCUCCUCCCUCACCUCCAAUCCGUCUUUUUCCUCCGCUGUUUCACCCAAAACCCGACCCGAAUCCUUCUCCCGAAUUCAGGCGACAAGAUCAUCAGUCCCCUGCAGCAGUUGAGCCUCCGGUCGAAUCCCGCGCUCGCCGGCCCCGUCCCUCCCCAAAUCUCUUCCCUGAAAUCCCUUCGGAUCCUCACCCUCUCCCAGAACGGGCUGACCGGCCGGAUUCCGCCGGAAAUCUUCUCCCUCACCGCUCUCCUUCACCUCGACUUGAGCUACAACUUCUUCUCCGGGCCCAUUCCUAUUGAAUUGGGGAACCUGAGGAGCCUCGCCGGUCUUGAUCUGAGCUACAAUAAACUCUGGGGUUCGAUCCCGGAGACCGUGGGGCGUCUCGGGAUGCUCCAGAAGCUCGAUUUGAGCUCGAAUGAGCUCACCGGGAGCAUCCCGAAAUCCAUUCAAGAACUGUACUCUCUGGUUUUCAUAGCUCUGAGCAACAACCGACUCUCCGGGAAGUUCCCGGAGGGGCUCUGGAGAUUGCAGGGGCUACAGUACUUCAUCAUGGACGACAAUCCGAUGUUCGUCUCGCUCCCGGCGGAGUUCGCGAAGCUCCAGAGGCUCCAAGAACUGAGACUGGCCAAUUCCGGGUACUCCGGCUCCAUACCCAGAGCCUAUUCCCAGCUCAACAACUUGACCACAUUGUCACUCCAGAACAACCGGCUGGCCGGCGAGAUUCCGCCGGAAUUGGCGAAUCUGUCGCACAUAUACCACCUGAAUCUGAGCAGAAACAUGCUGGGCGGGGUUGUCCCUUUCAAUUCCAGUUUCUUGAGGAGGCUGGGGAGGAAUUUGGAUCUCAGUGGGAAUGCAGGGCUGUGCUUCAACUCAUCAUCUUCAGGGUACGAAAAUGGAGUCUCCUCUGGAAUUGGCAUUUGCGGGAGGAACAAAACUGGGUUCAACUUGUUGAAGAAAUCCGGGGAUUCGUCGGAGUUGAGAAAACCGUCCGUUUCCAUUGCUGGUUUCGGUAUUGUUUUAGGAAUGCUUCAUUUCUUCUUGUUUGUUCAUUACUGAUUAUUAUAUGAUUCUUUCACUAAUAUUUUCUCUGUUUUUCUUCUUCUUCUUCUAAUCCUUCUUAAUAUUACUCCUGGUGGUUUUUAUCUGCUGGUUGGUUUUGGUGUUCUUUUUGGGGGGUCGUUUUCUUGAUUAUUGGGGACUAAAUACUGUUUAAAUUG